This is a messenger RNA of Lolium rigidum, 3082 nucleotides long. Its product is annotated as zinc finger CCCH domain-containing protein 36-like. The record is from RefSeq and is a predicted model, not a curated record. NCBI's taxonomy places the organism in Eukaryota, Viridiplantae, Streptophyta, Magnoliopsida, Poales, Poaceae. Gene Ontology annotation, molecular function: metal ion binding. The coding region runs from base 16 to 1899 and encodes 627 amino acids. The transcript has 10 exons.
CAGCGUAGCCUCCGGAUGGCGAGCGCCUCCGGCCCCGUCGGCGGGUUGCGGAAGAAGGAGAUCGCGGAUGCGGAGAUGGAGCCGCCGGAGGAGGCGGCGGGGCGGCCGGUGGGGCUGAAGAGGUCCAGGAACGCGGCAAUCGGCAACGGCUCUUGCGGUUUUAUUGGAGUGACUACUGCUGAGAAGAAACCAACACUGCAGCCUCAUAACAAUGUCAAAUUUCUGAAGAAAGCUGCCAAUGGCAAUCUUCUACGUCCUGAUAUUGAAGCUACUUCUAAAACAGGAGGUCUUUAUCUGCAUGAUACACAUGGAUCACAGAAACUGCCAGAUUCCAAUGCUUUGAGAUUUAGUAGCUCAUCUCCUGUUGGAGAUCUGAGGAGCAAAACCAAAACCCCUAUAUGUACCUUUUACGCUCAAGGCCAUUGCAAGAGAGGAAAGAAGUGCGCUUUUCGUCAUGAAAGAGAGGGUCCUGGUUUUGGUAACCUGCGGAGUGAAGAAGAAAAGGCUGGUUCACUUGCACCAGUUGGUACUGGAAAACAUAGAGGGUCUGAAGAAGGAUCUGAAGCACAAGGUUCAUCCAAUUUGAAAGAUCCACACUUCGAGAACUUUGCUGCUUCGUCGAAACAUGGGCUAUAUAGGACCCUCAUUCAUUCUUAUGGCGAAGAUCAUAGGGUGGUGGCACAUAACUCGCCGACUCCUAAGGUUUCAGAAGAGAGGUCUUGCAGAACUGAUGAUUUAUGGACUGCAAAGCCUACCCCUCCUGUAAAUGAGCUGGUGCAGAUCCCAAUAGUUCAAGAGAAGAAUCAUGAACCUUACUUCAUGGGACGCCAUGCUAGUUUGCCUUCUGAUAGCUACUUCGAUUGUAGGGGAACCUUACCCAGAUUGCAUUUAGAUGGAGGAAAGCUGCUGUCAGAUGCUGCCAAAGCAAGCAGCCUAAGUGAUUCUCAUAUAUCAGGAACUUACCUUGAAGUGCACCCGGUACAUCCUGAUUAUCGGUAUCGACAGUCUGACUAUCUCCAAAGGUCAAGCCUUGCCUCAUACAGUUCAAAUGGUAUAACAGGGUUCAGAAAUCCGGUCCACAAUAGCUCUGAUUAUUCCCUGGGUAGUCAACCUUUCCGAGCAACUGCUCACCUAGGAAUGCCAUCCCUCCAUCAGUUAACACCUGGUAUCGAGAAGGUUGGUCUCCAUAAAGAUGUUAUAUUUGACAAGGGCUGUGGUACAUCUAGGCCUGCUUUACUUGGAAGCAGUUCACCUCAACCUGGGCAACUUUCCCCAAUCAAGGACGAGCCUUGGAUAACUUCAGUGCCUUUUGUACCUCUUGUUGAUUUUCCUGGCAGCACAUCACCUUCAUAUAGUCAAUAUGACCCGCUUGUUGACAGUAUGGAUCUUUCCAAAGUUAAAGGUAUUAAUAUUCUCAAGUCCUCGAACAUAUCUUGCAGCACUUCAAGUCAGCACACUACUGGGAAUGUUGUUAUAGAUGGAGAUACCAACAAGCCAAUGAAUUACGAUGACAAGUUGGCAAGGAACAUGUCAGCCAAAGGGUCAAAUGAGUUUGCAGGCCUUGUUGCACCUGAUAGGGAACGCUCUGGUCUGGAUGGUGAUACUAUGGUGAAAGCUUCUGAAAGAGAAGAUGCAGCAAUUACUGAGAAAACAAGAGAUUUUCGUUUUCAUUUGGCAGAACAUGUGAAGGAGUUGCUGAAACCAUUUUGGAAAGAAGGCAAUCUGAACAAAGAUGCUCAUAAACUGAUAGUGAAAAAAUCCGUCGAUAAAGUUCUUGCUUCAGUUGAGCUGCAUCAAGUACCAGCUACUAAAGAAUUGAUAACUGAUUAUAUAACCAUGGCUGGAACAAAGAUUGAAAAACUUGUGAAGGCAUAUGUUGAUAAGCAUCGUAUGAAAUGAGAUCCAAAUUAUGAGCUACACCACCAUAGACAUGGGGUUUCAGCCAGAUGCCUUUCCAAUGUGAUCAAUCUACAGUGCAAUGUUGUUAGACCCGAUCAGUUUUUGUGGGCAUAGUAGAUAUUUCCUAGUAAGAUGAAAUAAUGUCUGCUGCAGCAGAUCUAGAAUCUUAACUCGCAUGUGCGCCACCUGAAGUGAAGUGGACUCAGGGAAGCCUUAAUUUUUGCUUCUUUAAGGAUGCCAGAUACUAAGGUUGUCCUUUGUGCCUGUUGCUUUCCUCAUUUUAUCAUCACUGAUGAAAUCAAUGAGAGCUAGCAUAACAUGAAUGCAGUAGUGUCACACCGCAGAAACAAACACAGAGCUCAUCCGCAUUUUCUGAUUAUUGGUGACCUAUGUUGCCAUUAUUAAUUCCUUUCCCAUUCUGCUGAAAAGGAUCUUAAAAUGGCUACAGACUACAGAUGCGCAUUUCACGGUUCUUCUGACAAAUUUCUACGGACCAAGUAACACGUUUGCUACUGCUCGCUGCUCCUUCCAGGACUUGUGUGGUCAAAUUGUUCAUUAUCUCUAAAGCUAUCCGGAAUCAGGACGUGCUCUUUCAUUCUGCAGAGUUUCUUUUUUAGUUAUGUUUCUUGGAGUUGGACGGUGCUGCUAGUCGAGAUGAUAUUUGAAAAAGAAACAUUCGGAUUCAAAGAUGUCUCGCUGUCUUGCUUCAUUUAUUCGUAUGCAUGUCACACGAUCCAGGGGCACUGAACACCAAAGCUGUUUAUUGUGAAACUUGAGUGGAUGCUGCACUUGCAAUCUAUGACCAGGCGAAGCCCCGUUCGUUCUUUCUUUCAGAUCGGCACUGUGCACAUUAUGCUAAAACUGCUAACUGUAGUGCACAGAUCAAGCCCAAGCUCGUUUUGUUCUCUUAGUUGGCGUUGGUGCUGUGAAGCAUCAUCUGCUAUAACAGAUCUCGGUGGUGACAAUGUAUGCUGUUUUCAAGUCUGAGAGAUUGCUUCAGCUGUGAUCCUACUCCUAGUUAGCAGAUGUAAAUUAUUCGCUGCUCCCUCCAGCCCAAAUUAUUUGGCGUGGCUAUAAUAUACUAUGUUCAGUAUAAAUGUACUGUUAUGUCGUGUCAAUUAAUAUCGGCUAGAGGGUGUACAUGUUUAUUGUUCAAUUGAAACGACCCCAGUCCAUUUAGCUA